AUGGAAGCAAUCAAAGCAGUAACCUCCGAUCGCAUCGUAUUCCGCAAGGAUGCUGUCACGUAUGAGCCUCUCAAUAUUUAUGGCAAGAACAUUGUCGGUACGGAUCAGGGCGAAUGGAAACGACAUCGUACUGUUGCUGCUCCUGCAUUUAGUGAGGCCAACAAUGCUUUGGUCUGGGCAGAAACCAUUAGAAUAAUGAGCGACUGGUUCAAUCAACUCGACACUGCCCAACGUGCGGAGAAGUCUGCUUCUAAUAGCCUGUCUUCAGACCUCACUGUCGAGAUGGUAGCACCCAUGACACAGAUUACCCUCCUCAUUACUUCUGUUGCUGGUUUUGGGAGGCAGGUUUCUUGGGAUGAUGACUCCUCUGAUGUGCCCGCUCCCGGUUAUGCUCUCACUUUUCGUUCUGCCAUGAUAGCUGCUGUGGAAAACGUGAUGUUCAGAAUGCUUCCUCCAGACUGGUUUACUUCGUUUUCGUCUGUUGUGAAAGUGCCUUAUCUUUCCGCACGUAUUCUACAAGCUCGGCAGGCCUUCGAUGAACUGGGAAGUUAUAUGUUGGAACUCGUGUCUUCGGCUCGUGCAUCUGUCACGGAGGGGAGGUCGUCGGCUUCACGCGCUGCUCUGCUGCAUAAUCUCGUUGAAGCAAACAUGUCUCCGGAGGGUGACAGCAAAUGCUUGUCUGACAGCGAAGUUCUUUCGAAUACAUUUGUGUUUCUCCUAGCUGGACAUGAAACAUCCGCUCAUACUUUGUCGUUUGCCAUCAGUCUUCUGGCGUUGUAUCCAGAAGCACAAGGCAAGAUAUAUGAAGAAGUGCGCAAGAUUUGGCCAGAAGGAGAUACUAUAGGUGGUUCUACUUCUUCCUACAAGGAUUUCCCCCAGCUGCCAUACACUUUGGCAUUCUUCCGUGAAACGCUUCGCCUUUUCCCCCCGGUAAUACGAUUACCGAGAGAUGUACAUACUGAUGUUAUGCUUCCUGCACAACGUUUGAAUGCGGGAGCGAAAGGUUCUGUCACUCCUGGCGAGUCUUUUUCAGUUGCCGUACCAGCCGGUAGUAUUGUGGUCAUUGAUAUAUGGGCCUUACAUAUGAAUCCAUUAUAUUGGGGUGACGAUGUCGAGGAUUUUAAGCCUGCGCGAUUCAUUGACUCGGAUACGUAUCGCUGGCCACGGGAUGCAUUCUUAGCAUUCUCGGGUGGCCCUCGCUCUUGCAUUGGCCAAAGAUUCGCGCUCACAGAAAGCAUUUGCAUUCUUGCUAGCCUCGUUCAUCGAUAUGAAGUGCUCAUACCAGAGAAUUUGAUGCAUAAACCGUUCGAGGAGCAAAGAGAAGCAAUGCUGAAUUGGACACCUGGCCUCACACUGGUUCCCACCAAUGCUAACGUUCGACUUCGCCGGAGGACAUGA
Serpula lacrymans var. lacrymans S7.9 is the source of this 1398-nucleotide messenger RNA. RefSeq lists its product as uncharacterized. The record is from RefSeq and is a predicted model, not a curated record. The coding region runs from base 1 to 1398 and encodes 465 amino acids. Gene Ontology annotation, molecular function: heme binding; oxidoreductase activity, acting on paired donors, with incorporation or reduction of molecular oxygen; monooxygenase activity. NCBI's taxonomy places the organism in Eukaryota, Fungi, Basidiomycota, Agaricomycetes, Boletales, Serpulaceae. The transcript has 10 exons.